This is a messenger RNA of Camelus dromedarius (Arabian camel), 1227 nucleotides long. It is a transcript of the gene ECH1, whose product is annotated as enoyl-CoA hydratase 1. Gene Ontology annotation, cellular component: mitochondrion. The transcript is spliced from 10 exons. The record is from RefSeq and is a predicted model, not a curated record. NCBI's taxonomy places the organism in Eukaryota, Metazoa, Chordata, Mammalia, Artiodactyla, Camelidae. Gene Ontology annotation, molecular function: delta(3,5)-delta(2,4)-dienoyl-CoA isomerase activity. Bases 62 to 1048 code for a protein of 328 amino acids.
GGCGGCCUUUGGUGCCCGCCCCCUUAGCUUCGUCUCUUCCGGUUACUGGUAAUGACUUGCGAUGGCGGCGGCGGUGGUGGCACCUCACAGAUUCCGCGACCUGUUGACCCGGCGAUUGACAGGCCUUAACAGCCUGGGUCUCAGCCCUAGCCUUCAUCUCAUGGGCUCCUCUGCACAAGAUGAGGCCUCCAGAGCAGCUCUCAAUGAAGCCCCAGACCACAGCUAUGAGUCCCUUCGGGUGACUGCUCCCCAGAAACACAUUCUGCAUGUGCAAUUAAACCGGCCAGAGAAGAGAAAUGCCAUGAACAAGGCUUUCUGGAGGGAGAUGGUGGUUUGUUUCAACAAGAUUGUGGACGACGAUGACUGUCGGGCCGUGGUGAUCUCUGGCGCAGGAAAAAUGUUCACUGCAGGGAUCGAUCUCGUGGACAUGGCUUCAGAACUCUUUAAACCGCAAGGAACUGAUGUGGCCCGCAACAGCUGGCAGCUCCGUAGCCUCAUCACCAGAUACCAAGAGACUUUCAGUGUCAUUGAGAAGUGCCCUAAGCCAGUGAUUGCUGCCACCCACGGGGGCUGCAUUGGUGGAGGCGUGGAUCUCAUCACUGCCUGUGACAUCCGGUACUGUGCCCAGGAUGCCUUCUUCCAGGUGAAGGAGGUGGACGUGGGUUUGGCAGCAGAUGUAGGAACCCUGCAGCGACUGCCCAGAGUCAUCGGGAACCAGAGCCUGGUCAACGAGCUGGCCUUCACUGCCCGCAAGAUGAUGGCUGACGAGGCCCUGAACAGUGGGUUGGUCAGUCGGGUCUUCCCGGACAAGGAGGUCAUGCUUGACGCAGCCUUCGCCCUGGCAUCUGAGAUUUCCAGCAGGAGCCCCGUGGCGGUGCAGGGCACCAAAAUCAACCUGAUCUACUCCCGCGACCAUUCCGUGACAGACGGCCUCAACUUCAUGAAAUCCUGGAACAUGAGCAUGCUGCAAACAGAGGACGUCAUUAAAUCUGUACAGGCCUUAGUGGAGAAGAAGGACCUGAAGACCGUCACCUUCUCCAAGCUCUGAGAGGCCUCUCGUCCCAGGUCUUCACCCAGGGUCUGACCUCGUGCCACUGUUUCCUCAUUCACGGAGAGGAUUAGUGAACAUGGUCACCUCGCUGUUUUCUCCUCCUAGUUUAUAACUUAAUGAUAUUGAUUUCCUCCCACCUUGUCUUCACCGCACUAGCAAUAAAUCAAUGUUAAGAA